UCAGAUUCUCUUGUUCAAAACAGUUUGCUUAAUCAAAAUCUCUUUGUCUUAUAUCAGAGCUAUGGUGAAAUGAUGUCAGCAUUAUGGGAUGUUCAUCAUCAUUUUCACAUUCAGCACAACCAGAAGGAACAAGUGAAGAAGAUACCAUUGGAGGAGAGACCUGAACUUGGAGCUUUCAAGUCUUUUAACUCCGGAAAGCUUUUAAGACUUUAUAUAGUUGCUGAUGGAGACAAUGGAAAGUUACGGUUCUAUUGAGAAUCAUGAGUCCUCUAAGAAAAAGCUAACGACUGAGCUACCUAGCUCUCCAUGGAAUCCUCUCUCCAGCGAGAAAGCUGGACCGUGGUGGUGGCGAACUACAAAUAAAGAUGAGUUAGCUUCGUUGGUUGCACAAAGAUCUCUAUACUGUGUUGAGAAUUGUGACCUACCAACACCACAGAAGAUGAAACGCUCAUAUUACUCUGUCUCUAACCAAACCAGCUGCAAGAACAGAACCGAGCUGCUAGAAGCGCUUAGGUGUUCCCAAACGCGAGCCAGGGAAGCUGAAAACAUGGCUAAAGAAGAGUACGAAGAGAAAGAGAAGUUGGUGAAGCUCUUGUUCAAGCAAGACUCGGAGCUUUUCGCGUAUAAGCAAUGGCUACAACUGCUUCAGCUUGAAGCGCUUUACCUCCAAAUCAAGAGCAAGGAGAGUGAGAACAACAAGGAGCCACCGGUUUCCAUCCCUUGGAGCAACUCCAAAGGAAGAAAAAGGAGUAAAGGGAAUGGGCUCGUUGGUUUAGCAUUGGGGAUGAGUCUUGUUGGUGCUGGUUUGCUUCUAGGAUGGACUGUUGGAUGGAUGGAGAUGUUUUCUUUCUAG
Messenger RNA from Eruca vesicaria subsp. sativa (arugula), 853 nucleotides. The record is from the annotation of a GenBank genome assembly. NCBI's taxonomy places the organism in Eukaryota, Viridiplantae, Streptophyta, Magnoliopsida, Brassicales, Brassicaceae.